CAAGGAAAUCCGCAGUAACCCUGUCCGUCUCGCGCCAACCAUGCACCACUAUGCACAACUGGUCCAGCGACCACUUCACCAUAAUCCCCCCGACCUCUCCUCGACCUCCGACCUCAAUGUGGCCCUAGCCACCAGCAACACCACAGCCCGCGAUGGACAUCUCGCAAACCUCGCCUGCAGGCCCGCGAUGGUCCCUCGGCGCGAUGCGCUCGGGGAUCGCGGAGAGAUUUGGGGCUGUAAAGCGCUUGCCUAUGCUGUUAUGGGGACAUACGUCGCGGCGCAUUCGCGUGCUUGCUGCUAUGGCUGUUUUUGUCCUCAUAACCCUCACCCACUGGCGCCCCUCCACCCCCCCCAUCCCCAAAGUCAUCCUCUCCUACCCCCCCGACGCCGCCUUCUCCGCCCCCUCCCCCGGGGGCAACUCCCCCUUCAACGCCUCGCGCGUUGGUCUGCUCAUCGAAAACCGCCCAAACCCCAUCCUCGCCCCCCUAAUGCUACACUUCAUGACCGUCGUCCCCCCCGAAUGGCGAUUCCGCUUCAUGGGCUCCCCCAAGUCCGUGGCGUCGAUAAACCAAUCCCACGCCAUACGCGAGCAGGUGCGCAUCGGGAAAUUGGAUCUCACGCUGAUUCCCGAGAAUAUGACGACGAGUAGCCAGGAGGAGAUCUCGGUGUUCCUGACGACGCUGUGGGUAUACGAGCAGUUGCUGCGACCAGCGGAACAUCUCCUAGUCUUCCAGACAGACAGCAUGCUCUGCGCCAACGCCCGCCAAUCCAUCAACGAAUGGCUCGACUUCGACUGGGUCGGCGCCCCCUGGCACCCCGACGGCAAGUGGGGCGGCAACGGGGGCCUCUCCCUCCGCCGCGUCGCGCCCAUCAUCGAGAUCCUCAAACACCAAGUUCGCGGCCACAGAGGCGGCCCCGAAGACGUCUGGCUCUCCGAGCGGCUCUCCAAUCGUCCCGGCGCCAAGAUGGCCAACGGCUCCUUAUCCCUGACAUUCAGCGGGGAAAUGCACACGGGGCGGCCUGAACACGUUCGUCCUUCCGAUCUCCAGAUCCCGGAGGAAGACAGGGAGAAGAGACCCGCGGGGGGGGGGAUAGAUAGUGAUGCCACCGCUGCGGAGGGGCAGGAUGUAGAUUGGUGGCGUGAGGGGUUCUAUGAGCCGAUGGGGUAUCAUACGGGUAAUAAUGGGCGCACGCUGCAUCCGCAGAUCUGGGGGACGGUGGAGAUGAGGAGGCAUAUUUGGGAUUAUUGCCCGGAGGUGAAGAUGAUUUUUGAGAUGGAUGCGGCCGAGUACGUGCCGGGGACGUGUCAUGCGGAUUGGAGGAGGGGGUUGGAGGGGGAGGGGAUGGGGGUGAGUGAGGCGGGGUGGAUGGAGGGGAUGAGUAGGAGGGGGGAGGGGGAGGAGGGGUUGAAGAGACGGUGGGACCCCCAGGAUGUGGAUGAGGAGGGGCAUCCUUAUUUACCGCUUAACCUUGUGCCGUGGUGAACAUCAUUCACCACCUCCUUCCUACCUCCACCAACCUCACCAACCUCACCACCACACACCCUCACCCACACGACCCAACAAUCUCCAAAACGGAGUCGAGCCUCGGCGUUCUCGGCAGGCGUUUUAUACGGUCCAAGCCCCCUUUCUGUGUUUAUUUACCAUGUACAUCAUCUACACACCUAGAUUAUCGGCCCCAUCUACGCGUCCAUAACGCUCUACAUCCCCACCAGCUCGCAGCAGCCGGUUGCUUGCGGUUGGUAGCUAGCGGAUUAUGAAAUGAUUUAUGUUUGUUGAUCUGUUGGGUUUUGUGGUAGUUGGUUGGGUUUGUGACAUUUGUUGGGCUGUGGUGAUAUCUGCCGAGGGUUUGAUAACGGCAGGAUUAAGAAUGUGUGUAUGUAGCAAGAUACACAUCCUCGUUUCAUGAUACAUAUAGAUGUGCCUGCGGGCAUUUCGGGGGUUAGUAGGACAGAGGUAUUAUCAACUUCCGCAGCUGCCUAUGUGAGGGUGUGUGUUAUGGGCCGGUUUGGGGUACUGAACAUGACGAGAGCGAGGUAACUUAUAACGUGGCCAUCCAUAUAUAUAUACCUGGCCUGCUCACCGCAGCGAUGAUACCUGAGUCGAGAUAACUCAUAUUCUAUCAGCCUCUUCAAUCAUAUCCCAUCCCAUCACACUUCAAACCACAGUUUUUGAGCUUAUAAGUAAAAAUUUCCCUAUCCUAUCCUACUCUCUCCCCAUUUCCAUCCUCAUCCCCCAACCCCC
Pseudogymnoascus destructans is the source of this 2243-nucleotide messenger RNA. RefSeq lists its product as uncharacterized. The coding region runs from base 153 to 1484 and encodes 443 amino acids. The record is from RefSeq and is a predicted model, not a curated record. The transcript has 2 exons. Lineage: Eukaryota; Fungi; Ascomycota; Leotiomycetes; Thelebolales; Thelebolaceae.